AUGUCGGGCUUCGCCGACGGGGUGGAGGACCCGGAUGCCGAGGUGCGGGCUGUGCUGGGAGUCGUGGGGCGGUGCGUCGUGCGGGAGGGGGACCUCGCGAGCUGGGUCCUGAGGCUGCUGGAGACGUGCUGGGGGGUGCGCCAUCGGCUGGGCGCGCUGGAGGCCCCGGUGACGGAGUGUCCGAGGCGGGUCGGGGCGCUGGGGGCGUUCGGGUGUGUCAAAAGGUGGAGGAGGCGGCUGGAUGCUUUGAGGACGGAGCGGGAUGCGCAGAUCGGCCAGGGGGGUGAUGAUGCUCCUUCUGUCACCGCCGAGGAUGUUGCGGUUGGAGAUUUGAUGCAGGAUGUGGACUGGGCCAUGUUGAUGGAUGUUAUGGACGAUUUUGACUGGGAAGGGAGCGCAAGAGCGGGCGGCGAGCCGAGCCUCUUGAUGCCAGGAUAG
This is a messenger RNA of Verticillium alfalfae VaMs.102, 438 nucleotides long. RefSeq lists its product with no specific name. The coding region runs from base 1 to 438 and encodes 145 amino acids. NCBI's taxonomy places the organism in Eukaryota, Fungi, Ascomycota, Sordariomycetes, Glomerellales, Plectosphaerellaceae. The record is from RefSeq and is a predicted model, not a curated record. The transcript is spliced from 2 exons.